Messenger RNA from Porites lobata, 3566 nucleotides. Lineage: Eukaryota; Metazoa; Cnidaria; Anthozoa; Scleractinia; Poritidae. The record is from the annotation of a GenBank genome assembly.
AUGAUGGGAGUAGAGUUAUACACCACGAUAACACACUCCCAUCGAGCCAACCUGCUCGCAGAAUUUUAUCCACAUUCAAAUGCCUUGGGUGUACCUAACCUGUCGUGGACGAGCAUUCCUCGAUACCCUCUUUCUGGUCCUUAUGUGGAGAUUCAGAACCGUCUGGCGAUUGUGAAAGUUCCCGAUAUGGAAAUUUGGAGCUGUGCCAUGUCUCCAACAGCAGCUGGCUUUGUUAUUGUAAGUAAUGUGUGAUAGCAACCGUAUUUCAAUGCAAAGUUCCUAUUUCAGUUUGUUCUUGUUGUUGUUUGGGGAGGUUCAAGUAGCUUAAGGUUCGUGAAAUCAGGAUUUUUUGUAGCUCGAAACAGCAUGCGGUCGCACGAGGAAUGUAAGAAUCCCCUGCACCCCGGCCUCCAACUCCGAACAUGUACCACGAUGCAGUUAUGAAUUUGCUCGUCCGACCGAGAGUAAAAUAGGCCUAAACGAUUGAUGGUCUCGUUGUUAUUAUCUUCUUGCCAGAAUAAUGGAACUUAUGUCCUGAAACUCAACAUUUCACCAAGUGCAUUUAUCUUCAGUAAAACUGAUGAUUACAAUUCUCGUCAUCUACGCGGUUCCACAGGAGUUGUUACCCUUGUACUUCCGUCUACAAGACAUCAGAUUUUUACGCACACCGUGCAGCUUUAUUCCGUUGAUGGAGUGCAACACUCCUUAGUGUCUUGCCUGGAGCAAACGAUUUGUGUUCCUGGACCUUGGCUGGAAGAGUACCAGGAAGGCCCCGCAAUUGAACAUCCCAUUAGGAAGAUCAGGCCUCAAGGUGAAUGCUAGUGUGAAAAUGUGUGUUUUCAAACAGUAGGGUUUUGAGGUUGUAAUCUAGGAUAGAUGAGUGAAGUUGAUGCAAGAGUACCAAAUAUCUGAUCUGAGAAACCAACCCGUCGAGACUGGCAUGCUUUAGAAAUUAGUGGGGUAGAGUUGAGUUUGAUUAUAUGUACAGCGCGUCGAUUGCACGAUUCUACCUGACCAUGCACAAAAAAAAUCAGAAAGCGGGAUGUGCGACAUUACAAUUGCUACCAGCUAGCGUAUAACGGACAUUCAACAGGAAAAGGAAGGAAAAUAGGGAAAGGGAUUAAUAAUUCCUCUUUUAAGUAACUGAACAUUUCAAAGACUAUGAUUCUUUUAGUCUGGGCUUUGGAAUCCAGAAUCCAAGACAGUCUUGGAUUCCAUUACAUGGGGCUAGCUAUUUUUAGUAGUAUGAUAUUUCAAAUGGUUCAUGUUGCCAGGUGUGUGGGCCAGUAACGCGGGAAUGAAUAUUCUCAAGCUGUUUCAGGGCCUAGCAGAUGAUGGUAAGUAACAGUCACAUUUUUCUGUUCGAGCAAAAAGGCACCUCAACCUCGUUUCUACAUUGUAGGUUCCAAUCCUACUCUUGCCUAUAGAGGGGUCACUGGCAACGAGGUUGAAAACGCCUGCUUUGAAGGCUUACGAAAAAAUUUUAUUUCUCUAAGGAAAGCGAGAAACCUUCAUGGAGUAUUUAGAAGGGCUUUACAAGUUCGCUGACAAACUUCCGAAGUUCAAAGAUUUGAUCCCACAGCUAUUAUAUGAGGUGUGUAUUUUUAUAAUUAUCGUGUUACUUUGAGCAGCCAUGAUAUCUAACCUACUUUCAUGUAGUCUAUUUUGUUUGAAGAUCCCGCAUUGUUCGGCUGAUACAUUGUAAAGCCCAAGUAAACUAAAAGUUGGCCUCAAUUUUAAAUGCUAUCACAGCUACCCAAAAGUGGCAUAUCCUACAAUAAUUUUAUGACCUUGAAGAGCUAACCACGUAAUAGUGGAAUCGUUCCAAAAUAUUGUCACACAUCUAAAACAGUUGCAGUCUCACCCCUUCUCCCCUAUUCCCUUGAACCACACCAAGCCCCAGUUCUUCAAAAGGUGGAUAGCACUAUCCGAUGGAUAAAUAUAUAUCCAGUGGAUAACGCGGGCAAUUGAUUUCCCAAAUACUUAUCCGCUGGAUAGUGAUUUAUCCGAGGGAUGGUGUGCUUCUAAGUAUCAUCCGGUACUAGGACCGCCAGUGACCUCUCCUGUCAGUGUAGCACCUUUGACGGGGUUGUAUCACCGUAACUCCAUUUCCUUUCCUUCUUUCUAGCUGGCCCUACUGGACUUACACGAGAACCGCAUCGAAGAGGCAAAGACGCACGCAAAGGAAGCACUGCUCUUAUCGCGGACAUAUCACUCGACCAAUCACUGUUAUCUGCUAGCUAAACUGAAAUACGUGGAGUCAGCGCUUGCCCGUAGGGAAGGGCAAUAUGAAAAGGCUGAGGAAUUACUCGACGAUUCCGUAGAGGUGGGAAUCGAAAGAAAAUAAUUUGAUGCGUAGCUAGGUGCAAAUCGUUCGAAGAUCCUCUUGAAUACUGGGAUACUGGGCUAAACCCCAAUAUUAAAUAGUAUUCUGGUAUAACGUGUUUUGCUAAACUUACAGUCUCCUGCACUACUAAUAUCCCUCAUGCGAUGAGUUAUUAAUUAAUUUCUUUCCUUUACUUUUUAGCUGCUACUACCAUGUGCUGCAGGUGAAGAAACAGCAAAAAACAGAUAUUUCUUGGCCUCGUUUUAUGUGGAGAAAUCUGCUAGAGUUGGAAUCUCUGAAAAUGAGGAGACCAUUGCAGAGAACUGCUUCCAGGAUAUCGAACGCCAUUUAGACGCUGAAAUCCGCCCCAUAACUAAUCGUUUUCAAAUAAGAGCUAAAAACAGACGGUUCGCUUUCUAUGUCAAGUCUUCGAGACAUGUGAAAAAUCUUGAUUUCCAGCAGGUGCCUGAGGAACAAAUGGCCAAAGCAUCCCAUUUGAUUACGGAAAUUGAAGAGGGACUUUUGUCAUUUUAUCUAAAGAAAGCACUUCUAAGCUUCGACAUCCUCAAGACUGAUUUCUUCAUAAGGACAAAGAACUUUGAUCAAGGUACUUAAUUUACAGAUUCGAUUCACAGUCGACAGUCAUUUUCGCAAGAAAAAGCUCUGAUGAUAUGAAACCAUUGGUUAAUUUCUGCAUGAGUGAUCUCAUUAAUAACAUAAAAAUAUAACACAACUUUCCUUACCACUUUUACUAGUCGACACCAGCCUCAGUAGUUUAUAUAACAGUCAUGCCGGUCGAAUAAAACAACCCCUAAAUAAUUAAAACAAACAAACAAAGCUAUUAAAACUGCACCAAAAUUGAAAUUAGUGCAAAGAAUGUCGCUAAAAAUUACAUUAACUCCUUGUUUGAGGUAUAAUUAUAUUACACUGAAUCAAACUUUUCGCUCUCCGUCAGGAAUUGAACCAUCAAAGGAGGCCCUCAAAAUUGCCCGAGAAAAACAAUGGAAAGAAUAUGAAGACGUUGCUAAUCAAAGAUUGGAGCUGUGUGCAUGUCGCUGGCUAGAAAGACAGCCCGGGGAAAUUCCUUGUACCUUGUAAAUGAAGACAACGAUUCCGCCGUAUUUUAAUUAAGGUUUAAGCAUAGCUAAGGCAUAAGAUUAGAGCCAAAAAAUGAAACUAGAAGGCUGGUCUUCAAUUCUUUCUUAUUGGUUCAAACAAUCAGAUCCAAGAAAAAGACCUC